Molecule: messenger RNA, 2988 nt
Organism: Striga hermonthica
Lineage: Eukaryota; Viridiplantae; Streptophyta; Magnoliopsida; Lamiales; Orobanchaceae
Source: the annotation of a GenBank genome assembly
AUGGAGUUGUUUCUUGAUAGACGGGCCUCAAGCAGUGCAAAUUUGGCCAAAAGAUUAAUUUUUGCAAGUGUUUGUGCAGUUUUGCUUUGUACAUCUGCCUCUCAACUUCUGCCUGCAGAUGAAGUUCAAAUUCUUCAAAUUAUAUCGUCGAGGCUGAACAACACUCACUGGAAUCUUAGUCGAAAUUCCUGCAAUGAACCUAGUGCUUUUAACACAACCUAUUGGCGCAGAGUUGUAGAGUGCAUUGUGGUUUGUGACUGUAACUUUAAUAACGGCUCCGUUUGCCAUGUAACAAACAUCCUAUUGAGGGGGUUUAAUUUGACCGGACCGUUGCCUGAGGAGUUUGUAAACCUUACUCAUCUGGUUGAGAUAGAUCUCACCCGGAAUUACAUUAAUGGAUCAAUUCCUGCUAUAUUUGGCCAGCUUCGUGUUACCUCUCUCUCACUUCUUGGAAAUCGUUUAAGUGGCCCAAUCCCGGCUGAAAUUGGUAACAUUGCCACUUUGGAAUCACUUGUUUUGGAAGAUAAUCUGCUCGAGGGAAAUCUACCGGCAAGCCUCGGAAAUUUGCGCAAUUUGAAUAGGCUCCUGCUUUCAGCGAAUCAUUUUAAUGGGACGAUACCAUCAACAUUCGUCAAUUUAAGGAACUUGACAGAUUUUCGUAUUGAUGGGAGUACACUAUCUGGAAGAAUACCUGAAUUUAUUGGAAACUGGACCAGACUUACUAGAUUAGACAUGCAAGGCACCUCAAUGGAGGGACCUAUUCCCGCCAGAAUAUCCGAAUUGAGAUUCUUGCUAGAAUUGAGGAUCUCCGAUCUUAGAGGACGAAGCAUGAGUUUUCCAAAUUUGCAGGAAAUGGCAUCCUUGGAGCGAUUGAUGUUAAAAAACUGCUCGAUUGUUGGUUCAAUUCCACCAUACUUGGGAAGCAUGGUUAACCUAAGUACUCUGGACCUCAGUUUCAACAUGUUGGAUGGAACAAUCCCAGUCACAUUACAAAAUCUGCCGAGACUGCGUUUUAUGUUUUUGUCUCACAACUCAAUAACUGGGGAAGUUCCCGGUUGGAUCUUGAGCAGUAGCCGUAAUUUUGAUCUAUCUUACAACAACUUCACUCAUUCACGUCCGGUUGGUUGCCAGUUCCCAACCAUUUCUAACACGUUCAUAUUCGACAGAAUCGAAUGGUGCCUGAGGCGUGACCUUCCUUGCCCCACCAGAGCCAACCGCCACUCGUUCUUCAUAAAUUGCGGAGGAGGAAGAACGAGAUUCGAGGGGGACGAGUAUGAUGAGAACCUUAGCAAUCUUGGCCCGUCACAUUUUGAGUCGAAUGAUAGGUGGGCUUAUAGCAGCACGGGCACAUACAUGGGGGAAGACAAUGCACCGUACAGAGUUGGAAAUGACUCGUUAAUGAUAGAUGCAAAUACCGAUCUUUACCAUACGGCCCGUCUUGCCCCAUCGUCGAUAAAAUAUUACGGGCUUUGCAUGCGACAGGGUAGCUAUAGAGUGCGUCUCUAUUUUGCCGAAAUAAUGUAUUUUGAUAACGCUACUUAUAGCAAUCUCGGGAGGAGAGUAUUCGAUGUCGCCAUUCAAGGUCGUGUAGUUUUGCCGGAUUUCGAUAUCGCUAGGGAGGCUAAUGGUGUUAGGAGAGGGAUUUAUCAGGAAUUUNNUGAUGUAAAUGGGAGCACUUUAGAGAUCCAUUUGUACUGGACUGGACAGGGAACAACGGCUAUACCCAUCAGAGGUAUAUACGGGCCGUUGAUAUCCGCAAUAGCCGUAACACCAAAUUAUGAAGUCAGCACGGGCUCAGGAGGAUUAUCUGCCGGAGCUAUUGCUGGUAUCGUGAUCUCUUCGUGUGUGGUUGUGUUAUUGGUUUUGUUCGUUCUAUGGAAGAAAGGGUACUUGGGAGGAAAAGAAGCCGAUGAUAAUGAACUUCGAGGACUUGAUCUACAAACGGGUUAUUUCAGUCUAAGACAGAUCAAAUCUGCUACUAAUAACUUCAAUAACGCGAAUAAGAUUGGUGAGGGUGGAUUUGGACCCGUUUACAAGGGUGUUUUAUCCGAUGGUACAGUAAUUGCAGUUAAGCAGCUCUCGUCUAAGUCGAAACAAGGAAAUCGAGAAUUUGUUAACGAGAUAGGCAUGAUAUCUGCUUUGCAACAUCCGAACCUCGUGAAGCUUUUUGGCUGCUGCAUAGAAGGAAAUCAGUUGCUUUUAAUAUACGAGUACUUGGAAAAUAACUGUCUCGCGCGUGCACUUUUUGGUCGUGAAGAACAAAGAUUAAACCUCAACUGGUCCACGAGAAAGAAGAUAUGUAUCGGUAUAGCAAAAGGUCUUGCGUAUUUACAUGAAGAAUCGAGGUUGAAAAUCGUCCAUAGGGAUAUAAAGGCGACUAAUGUUCUUUUGGAUAGAGAUCUAACUGCUAAGAUAUCCGAUUUUGGUUUAGCUAAGCUCGAUGAAGAAGAGAACACGCACAUUAGCACACGAAUUGCUGGAACUAUUGGUUAUAUGGCUCCUGAGUACGCAAUGAGAGGCUAUUUAACGGACAAAGCAGAUGUCUACAGCUAUGGAAUCGCUUACGUUCUACAAGAGCAAGGGAACCUUCUAGAUCUCGUGGACCCCACACUUGGUUCAGAUUUCUCCAAAGAAGAAGCACUGAAAAUGCUAAACCUAUCGCUACUUUGUGCGAACCCUUCACCGACUUUAAGACCCACAAUGUCGUCGGUUGUGAGCAUGCUCGAAGGUAAAGCAAAGGUGCAAGCGCCGCUCGUAAAGCGUGGGCCUGCAGGCGAAGAUGUUCGGUUCAAAGCUUUCGAGGUGCUCUCACAAGAUAGCCAAACGCGAGUAUCGAAGAUUUCCCAGGAUAGCCGGGAGCAAAGGGGCGUCUCGAUGGAUGGGCCAUGGGUCGACUCGUCGGUUUCGCUCGGGAGCAAAGAUGAGAGUGGGGACCACAAGUCGGAUAGUCGGCUCUUGCCGGACCUUUACGACGUGAACAUGGAUUGA